Lindgomyces ingoldianus is the source of this 1619-nucleotide messenger RNA. RefSeq lists its product as uncharacterized. Gene Ontology annotation, biological process: protein transport. The record is from RefSeq and is a predicted model, not a curated record. The transcript has a single exon. Lineage: Eukaryota; Fungi; Ascomycota; Dothideomycetes; Pleosporales; Lindgomycetaceae. Gene Ontology annotation, cellular component: cytoplasm. The coding region runs from base 172 to 1458 and encodes 428 amino acids.
GCGCCACCUCCGGGCGCCAUCUAUAUCUGCCCACCACUAAUUAAUGAUAGGGCUGAGAAAGUCCGACAAGGCUUACUUCCCGCUGACGACAGAUGCUGCAAAUCAUAAAGGCGCCUCCAGGUACCUGGAUUCCUCCUCCAGGACUGCAAUUUUCGAGAUUCUAAUAUCAACAUGGGGCUUUUCAAACCCUCUAAAUCUCAGCAAGGACCGCUGCCGAACGUCGAACUUUAUCUCGCUCCUCAACGAGAGACAGUGUUCAAACCUAAUGAUGUUAUAUCUGGCCAUAUUGUGCUUUCGACACCCAUACCAGUGAUGCCGCAAGCGGUUGAAGUUACGCUGUGGGGCAAAUCGGAGACGUGGAUUCGUAAGAGCAGUUCGAGGGGCAACGGAUCGACUGCUACGACGGACUAUUACCAUUACCGCGACCACGCUCCUCUCUUCGAUGUUACUUUCAACGUAUUCCCGAAAGCUGAGACGCUGGUGCCUGGACAGGAGUACACUUUUCCGUUUAGUUUCCGGGUACCAGAGGGAACGGGAUUCAAUCGAUCGCAAUGCUACGAGCAGCCAGAUAACGCAAUCUGGACAGUGCAACCUCAUCACCUACCCCCUACUUUCUUCUUCGGGAGGGAGGAUUACCCUGAUAACAGCAAAAUAAGCUAUGGUGUUACAGCACGGCUAGUUGCACCAUUUCUCAUCGUUGGCAAAUCGCCAAAGAUCGAUCCACUAUCUUGCACAGCGCCUAUCCUGUUCCAGCCUCUGAAUCCAAACGCUCAUAUUCAAACCCCAAACCGUGUCCGCUAUUCUAAACGCUUUACUCUGCAAAGUUCCACCCUAACCGGUCAAGAUCCUGCAUCAAUCGGCUUUCGACAACGACUCCACGACCGCUUUUCCUCAGCGACACCCAUGUUAGAAUUUGAACUCGGUGUCGAACUACCAGAUAUCCUUACAUCAGGUUCCGAAUUCAACUUCCGAGCCACUUUUGCCGUAGUCAAGAAAAGCGACAAAGUGACACACAUUCCAUCAGUAACUUUCAAAGUCCUCAAACUUGAGCUCUUAGACUUCACACUCUUCCGCGCACCAAGAGACUGGGCAGCUUCUAACACGCUGAGAGGCUUGCCCUCGAAAUGCCAUGACGGUACACCACGAUCUUCAUACCGUGCUAGCGAGCAGACUGAAGUCAAAGAGCAGAAAACCUUUCUCAAUUCCAUUCCCCCCUCCCAGCUCGUCGAGCUAGCGGAAGUCGAUGUCCCGGGAGAGAAGAAGCAGAUAGAGCAAGCUGGGACGUGUGAGGCGUGGUUUUCGGGAAGAGUACCAGGCUUCACGCCGCCGAGCUUUAGGAGCUUCGCGAUUACGAGGAGCUAUAGAAUUAAGGUGAAAGUUGGGGCUGAGAUUGGAGGAAAGAUGUUUGAGAUGAAUUUUGAGGGUACGGAUUGUCCAUUGGGGAGUGUGCAUACGUAACUGGAAAAGGUUGGUAUGUAAGGUGUUUCGUGUUUUCAUUUCUGGUUGGUGUUAUGGGAAAGAUUAUUGGUGGUAUACCUGGCACGGCAAGGCGCUUUGGGUCUAAGGGCUCGAUCACAUCAUAGAGGUAGACUUUUCCAAUUGUAACACUUCGGUUCUAC